Molecule: messenger RNA, 2892 nt
Organism: Annulohypoxylon maeteangense
Lineage: Eukaryota; Fungi; Ascomycota; Sordariomycetes; Xylariales; Hypoxylaceae
Product: SPX-domain-containing protein
Exons: 4
Coding region: 318-2630 (770 amino acids)
Cellular component (GO): vacuolar transporter chaperone complex; fungal-type vacuole membrane
Source: RefSeq, a predicted model, not a curated record
AUUCAUAAUUUGUACUGUGCAGAAUAAUACCAUCCUCUUCCACCAAAAUUUCCUUAACUUAUACUCGUCUUCCAAGACAAAUCGGUCAGUUUGACACUUGACCGCAUAUUCUGUAUACAUAUUCCAUAUAAUUUUGUCUGUAUCCGACCUAAUUCGCUUGGGUUAAUUGUAUAUCACUCUGUUGUUUUGAUUUCAUAGGUACAUACCUACAUACCUACCUUAUCUGUGCCAAUACUCCAAUACGAAUUUCCCCAACCUCACGAUCAAUUGAAGAAGAGAAGAACGAAGAAAACCCUCCAAAUCACGAAGACUCCAAGAUGCGGUUCGGAAAGACUCUACGGGAGUCCAUCUACCCACCAUGGAAGGACCAGUACAUCGACUACUCGAAGCUGAAGACGAUGCUGCGGGAAGACCGACGAGAAGACGAGGACGUGCCCUGGACCGAAGACGACGAGAACAAGUUCUGCGACGAGAUCUUCAACGUGCAGCUCGAGAAGGUCGCGCAGUUCCAAGAAAAGAUCGUCGCCUCUCUGAAAGAGCGCGCGGAGGUAGCCUUCGAGAAGCUGAAGGACAUGGCGCCCUCGACCGACGAUAAGGAAAAGCCGAAGAGCGACAUCACGACUGCGCGACUGAAGGAGCUCAAGAGCGAGCUCGACUCCGUCACGAACGAGGUCAAGGAAUUGAAGAAGUACAGCAGCGCCAAUUACACGGGCUUCCUCAAGAUAGCCAAGAAGCACGAUCGCAAGCGUGGCGACCGGUAUAAGGUGCGGCCCAUGAUGCGGGUCAGCUUGUCAGAGCGCGGUUUCAACUCGGAGCAGGCGUAUUCGCCGCUGCUGACGAAGCUGUCCCUGAUGUACUAUGCCAUAAACCAAAACCUUGACGAGAGCGAACAGCGACAGCCUCUAGAUUUGGAUUUGGAGAACCCGCAAGAGGUGCACAAUGGGGAGCGUUACACCGCCCAUAAAUUUUGGAUACACUCCGACAAUCUCCUUGAGGUUAAAACUGCCAUCUUGCGACACCUGCCUUCUCUUGUGUACACCCAGCAAGCCGGAAAAGAACCCGACGGAAACAACGACCCCAAGAUCACGUCUGUGUACUUCGAUAACUCUAAAUUUGAAAUAUACGGUAUCAAGGUAGAUCGCCAGGUAGACGCCUCAUCCUUGAGACUGCGCUGGUAUGGUCAAUUGGAUUCAAGACCGGAUAUUGUCCUUGAGCAAAAGAUAGUCCACGAGAAUGGCAUUAGCGAGGAGAAAAAGUUUCACAUCAAGGACAAAUAUAUCAAACAAUUCAUCGAUGGGGAUUACAAAAUGGAAAAGACGGUCCACAAAAUGGAAAGACAAGGCCAAACAGCCGAAGCUAUCGAAUCUUUCAAGACUACUGCGGGAGAGAUCCAGGACUUCAUUAUCAAGGGCAAGCUCGAACCGAUCUUAAGAGCCAAUUAUACCCGUACGGCGUUCCAGAAACCUUCUGAUGACCGUGUGCGAAUAUCAAUUGAUACCGAUAUCGCCUUCAUUCGUGAGGACACAUUAGAUCGUGACCGGCCGUGUCGCGAUCCUCAGGAGUGGCACCGAAUAGACAUUGAUAAUGGUAACAUGUCGUAUCCAUUCAAAAACAUAAAUCAGAGCGAGGUGUCGAGGUUCCCAUAUGCACUUUUGGAGAUCAAACUGAAGGAGGAAGGCGGUCGCAAGCGGCCUAGGUGGAUAGAAGAUUUGAUGGUCUCUCAUCUCGUCCAUGCAGCUCCGAGGUUUUCGAAAUUUGUGCACGGUGUCGCAUCUCUCUUCGAGGAUUAUGUUAAUCACCUGCCGCUGUGGCUUAGUGAUCUCGAAACGGAUAUCCGAAAAGACCCGCAGACGGCACACGAUGAAGAAGAACAGCGCAAAGCGCAGCAGGCUGAGGAUGCAAUGGUCGUAGGCAGUUUCCUAGGCGGCGGUGCUGCUGCUGCUGCCGCCAAGAUGGGUUCCUACAAGCCUGCAACGAGUUCUCCAGUCGGAAAGUCGUAUCUCUCGGAGCGAGCUGCCAGAGAUGCUCGGGACGCCAGGGCCUCUCUACCUCCGACCGCCGUAAAUCAAGACGUCGAGCCGGGUGAUGAAGAGGGUGCAACACAGCAAAGAGGUUACGGUACCCUCUCGUCCGUCUUCCCCGGCUUUUCUCUGACACGAUACUCGCGUGCUAAGCGACAACGGGCGCAGCUCCCAGAGGGCGUUACGAAGCCCGAGGUCUGGCUCAAAAACGCAGGUCCGCUACAGGUCGAGCCAAAGGUGUGGCUCGCAAACGAGCGCACAUUCCUCAAGUGGCAGCAUAUAUGUAUCCUAUUAGGCAGUUUGGCAAUCAGUCUAUACACGGCAGCGGGAGAGAACUUCGUCGCAGAGUGUAUGGGUAUUGCUUAUGUUAUAAUCGCCGUCAUGGCGGGGACCUGGGGAUAUGUCAUGUUACACAAGCGUCGCGACAUGAUCAUGGAGCGUAGUGGCAAGGACUUCGAUAAUAUGAUCGGGCCUCUGGCUGUUAGCGCAGCUUUGAUGUUCGCUCUGAUAUUGAAUUUUGUGAUUUCGUACCGGGCUGCGUUUGCGAAAUUUGAUAAGCCGUUAUUGAAUGAAACGGAAGCGAUGUUUCCGAUUGGCGAGUUACUGUAGAAUAGAAAAGCAAAGAAGCUAACGGUGGUAGAUACUUGUGUUACUUGAAGGAAGCCAAUAUGUGUAAGAAAUUUGUUCGUUGUAUUCAGCAUUAGUGGUAUGGUUGACGCCCAGGUAUCGGAGGUAUCGGAUUCGUAAAAAUUGUUGCGUGCAUAGUAUGUAUAGUCAUGAGUAUAUUGAGAGCAUAAAUACCGAAGAAGAAUUUGAUUGCAGGAUAAGAAGUCCUCGGGCUUCAACGAUCAGCACUGAAGAUGAAGGAAGG